GAUAGAUAGAUAGAUAGAUGGAUAGAGCUGUGAAGAGGUUUCGUGGUAUAACCACAAGCGCUUCUCUUGUGCUCGGAAAUGUGAGGCCCCUUUUGAACCGCAAACUUACACAAAAUGUAACAUGUUUCCAGUUACAAGACUUUGAAAAACAUAUUUAUUAUUAUGAAUGUGAAUAAGCAUUUAUGCUUUACUUUAGAGAGACCAGGAGGGAGAAAGAGGUAGAUGGACUGAAAAAAGAGAGAAAAAGAUAGCACAUGGCUUCCCACUCGUUUCCUGCUCUUGAGUUUUAGCGUAAAUGUCACCUCAUCAGCCUUGCGGUUGGGUAUCCAUGAUCUGUUUCACUAUACAUUACAGCCUGUGUGUGUGUGUGUGUGUGUGUGUGUGUGGGAUGACAGAUAGGGCAGUAUCUACAGAGAAUCGCUGUUCUUUUAACACUGAAGUGUGUUCUAGUGUUCACAGACUGGAACAUGUGUGAACUGACUGACAGCGCUGGACUGAAAUGAGACUGUGAAGUGGACCUCACACACAACAGUUUGUGUUGUCAGGAUAUGAUGUGUGCUGGAAGGAAAAGCUCAUGAUGCAGAUUCUGAGUAUGAAUUCACUGAAGAUGACGGUGGUGAUGAUGUCACUCUUUUAUUCAGUUCUUUCAGAUCAAAGUUUAGAGUGUUAUAAUGACUACUACAGCACCUUCACAUGCGUUUGGAACACCUCAAAACUAACAACGAGUCCACCCAUUAGACCGGACUCAAACUGCUCCCUGAACAUCGUAGUUAAUUCAACAAAACCUUCAGUGGACAAAACUGCAAAAUUGUCUCCUGACAGCGCAGAACCAAACAUACGCCGCGCCACCAUCCAGUUUCAGCAUAAAACUAUAUAUUCAAUAUUGUGGAUAUAUCAAAACGUCACAUGCGAUAACUUUGUGAAUCCUGUGGCUGUAAUACCCAAACACCAAGCAUCCAAAAGUGUAAAAGUGUCUCCUCCUCAGAAUGUGCAAGUUGACAGGCUCAAUGUUUCUUGGAGUUUCGGAUCUUCAAAUACAAAAUCCAACACAUAUACGUUUGAACUUCAGGUCAAAUCUGCUGCUCAGAACUGGAUGGAUAAAGAUAUUACUGCAGAAAUGAAAGAUACACAUUUGGAGCUGCCAGAAGAGCGUUUGACCUUCCAUGAGCAGUAUGUGGUCAGAGUGAGAGUCAAACUUUUACUGACCAAUGCCAUCUGGAGUGAGUGGAGCAGAGAAUACAGCUGGACUUCUGAAGUGGGCAAGAGACGCACCACACAUGGUCCUGGACUGGAGUUGCUGGACUGGUCUUCAUUUGUAAUAGGAAUAACUCUUACCGGAAUCACUCUUGCCAUCAUCUCGAUCUUUGCCAUUCGCUUCAAAUGCAACAAAAUCAUAUGGUUCGAGAAAAUCCAGACUGCAUAUAUACCCGAUCCCUCUAAAUACUUCGAUGAUCUGAACUCCCACCAUAAAGGAAAUCUGAAGUCUUGGCUCGGUUCAGUUUUCACUCUUGAGGUGGACUCGGAGUGCGUCAGUCCGGUCGAGGUCAUCAAACCACAGGAUUGCAACGAUUCCCGACACACCAAACGAAUCGUCAGCGGAUUGCAGGACAAGUGGGAAUCCUCUGCCAAAUCCUCCGACUUCUCAAACUCCACCUACUUCCUGUCUCAAAGCUCUUCUGGGCCCCAGGACACCCUGGAACCCUGUCCUGCGCACUGCUCUUACGGGCCUGUGACGGGUGUGCAGCACUCCACUGUGGCCAGCGCUGAAGAGAAAGAUGGAGGGAUUGAGAUGGAAUCUGCUCUGAAGAGACUUGAGCAGCUCCGUCACGACACACAGAGUCCCGAUUCAGGCUUCGCCGCUGGAGCUGAAGACAGCCUGGAAGAAACGGAUCUUCCGAGUCCUCUCAGUUUAAAUCCGCUCCGUCACCUGCCGCUGGACCUCCCUGCUCCUCAUCCCAACAGGCUCCUGCUCUCGGGCUGGGAGCGAACUCCUCUUAUGCUGGGAUCCAACUGUCUGAUUCCUGCCAUUGAACUCGAUCUGGAUCUGCACAGUUCGUGUGGGCUUAUAGAGCCCUGUAGUGGCGAUUACAUGCCUGUGAAAAUUGUGCAAAAUUAAUUUAUUCUGAAGACAUCACGAGCAGCAUCCAUGCAGCAGCAGUGUGUUAAAUCCUCUUCUAUUCACACACAGUUCAGUUAUGAACAAUGAACAAAUUAGACGUAGCGUACCGUUCUUAUUGUACGUGGUAAGUUUAAAAUGAUCAUAAUAUAUUAUUUCUAUUUAUUGGAUGUUUACAACGUUUGUCAGAUACAGAAGUUUACUUUUUUAUUCAAACAGGUAUUUUGAAGGAUGUCUGCUAAUUUGAGGAAUCUAAAAUAAGUCAGUAGUUCUCAGUGACUAAGAAAUUGAAACCCAUUUGAGAGGACGUUUGCGCCGUCAGACUUUGCCUCGUGGAUUGUAUGUCACCAGCACGUGUAACAGAGCAAUUGUAUUGGACUUGUUCUUGGAGUCUGCGGUCCAGUCGGCAUUGAAAAACGAUGCCUUUGCAGGGCACUUCGAAGGGACAACAAUCAUGUUUCCAUGCUGUGGUCAUUCCAAACAGAACUUCCUGUAAGAAUAAUUUAAAAUGUGAAUUCUGAAUGAAUGUCAUUUUAAAGCGCUACACCUUUGAGUCCUCCGAAGCUCUCACAGUGUAUGGUAACGACUUCGAAGGGACCAAGGUCACCAGGAUGAUCCUUCUGAAUAUAAUCUGUUAAUAUUCCCGUUUAUAUCACCGACAGUUGCUCGGCUGGUGCACACAACCCUGGAGAGAAAAAGACUGGCUGUGACUUUGAAUGUUGUAAAAUAAAGCUUUAUUUAAAUUGAACAUUUGUUUUACAUUUCUCUGACACAUAUAAAUUAAAAGUCCAGUAACUUAAUUUGUAGGAGGCCUUCCUCGGUCUGUCCCGAGAUUCUACUAUUUUUUGCAAAAAAUAAACAUUAAG
Messenger RNA from Xyrauchen texanus (razorback sucker), 2982 nucleotides. RefSeq names its product interleukin-2 receptor subunit beta. The record is from RefSeq and is a predicted model, not a curated record. Gene Ontology annotation, biological process: immunoglobulin mediated immune response; cytokine-mediated signaling pathway. Bases 575 to 2116 code for a protein of 513 amino acids. The transcript is spliced from 10 exons. NCBI's taxonomy places the organism in Eukaryota, Metazoa, Chordata, Actinopteri, Cypriniformes, Catostomidae. Gene Ontology annotation, cellular component: external side of plasma membrane; membrane. Gene Ontology annotation, molecular function: protein binding; cytokine receptor activity.